AUGUUACAGCUCUCGCGAACAUCGGAUUUCCGAGCUGACGCACGGAGACUCCAUGUCGUGCAAACUCUCCCUUUCCCCCGUUUCCCCCAUCCCCCUUAUCUUCCCUCGCACAUCUUUCCUAGCUCUCGCCAGAUCUCCCCUCUCUCUCCCCCCAUCUCCCCACGCUCUCCCGUUUCUCAUACUCAUGUCCUCACGCAGCUCUCAUCUUCUCUCUCACCCUCCUACCUCUCAUCUCCCUCCCUACUCACUUACAUCCCCUCGUCACUCACUCCUCAUCUCCUCAUGAUUCAACCAUCAUCUCCCCCACCGUUUCCCCGCUCACCCCUUGACUUUCCCCCGUUUUCCCAAGCCUCCCCCCUCACUCCCGUGAAUUCUCUCCUGUUCACCCUUCAUCUCCCCCCUGCCUCCCUUCCCCCUUCCCCUCCAGCCUCCUAUCCUCCUGCACUCACCCUCAUUUCCUCUCUCACGCACACCUCAUCUUCCUACCCACUCACUCCUCACCUACCUUCCCCGCUCACCCAUCAUCUCUCUCGCCACUCCCCCGGUCAUUCCUCAUCUGCCCCACGUUCCUUCCCCCUUUCACCCCCGCCCCCCUCCCUUUCCCUUUUCCUUUGUCCCUCCUCCCAAGUUUUCAUGGACUUCUUGACACAUGGCUGCAUGUGA
Messenger RNA from Closterium sp. Naga37s-1, 663 nucleotides. The record is from the annotation of a GenBank genome assembly. Lineage: Eukaryota; Viridiplantae; Streptophyta; Zygnematophyceae; Desmidiales; Closteriaceae.